Messenger RNA from Gaeumannomyces tritici R3-111a-1, 1179 nucleotides. Its product is annotated as zeta toxin family protein. The record is from RefSeq and is a predicted model, not a curated record. Gene Ontology annotation, molecular function: kinase activity; ATP binding. NCBI's taxonomy places the organism in Eukaryota, Fungi, Ascomycota, Sordariomycetes, Magnaporthales, Magnaporthaceae. The coding region runs from base 1 to 1179 and encodes 392 amino acids. The transcript is spliced from 2 exons.
AUGGAAACCGGGAGCGCCGCGCCGCGGGACGGCCAAGGGCCACUGGCCCAGUACGUGCUCUCCGAUGCCGAGAGCAGACGCAUCUUUGAGGAGGAGAUCGUGCCGGCCGAGCUGGGCCACCUGGCGGACCACACCGACGCCGACGCCGACGCCGACGCCGAGCCACCAGCAGGAGACGGGCAAGACGGCGGCGGCGGCGGCGGCGGCGGCCCCGUGGCUGUGCUGCUCGUGGGCCAGACGGGGGCGGGCAAGACCCGCACGGCGCCGCUGCUGGCGGCCGCCAUGUCGGGGUCGUCGUCGGGGACCCGCCGGCCGCGGGUUGCGCACCUCAUCGCCGACACGUACAAGACGUACCACCCGGCCUACGCCUCCCUGGCCGCGCAGAGACCGACCCUCGCGUCGCCGGCCACGGGGCCCGACGCGCGGCGGUGGCUGGCCAUGGCGUGCGGGCUGGCGGCGGCGCGGGGCGCCGACUGCGUCGUCGAGUCGGCCUGCCGCCACCCGGCUGACUUUGAGGACCUGGUGCGACUGUUCGCUUCAUCAUCAUCAUCAUCACAAAACAAGAGGUACGCCGUCCGCGUCGUCGUGCUGGCCGUGCCCGAGGCGCUCAGCCGCCUCGGCAUCCUGGUGCGCUUCCACCACGCCCUGCCCGAGGCCCGGUCCGGCCGCCUGCCGCUGCGCCUGACGCCCGUGCCCGUCCACGACGCCACCUUUGCCGGCCUGCUCGACGCCGCCGCCUGGCUCGACGGCGGCGGCGACGACGGCGUCCCCGCGGAUGACGUCGUCGUGCUGCGCCGCGGGAACCGCGUCGCCUAUAGCUACUCGCGCCGUCCCUGCCUAUCAUCAUCAUCAUCGCCCGCCGCCGCCACCGCCGCCGCCGGGGAGAGCAGCGCCGUCGGCCCCGCGCUGCUGCGCGAGAGGCGCCGCCCGCUGACGCCCGAGGAGCUGCGCCUGCGCGUGGCCGGCGCCGAGCUGGACGCGCUGAGAUCACUGGCCGGCGCCGACCGGCCGCAGCUCGGGGCGCAGGUCGCCGAGGUCGAGGAGCUGCUGCGCGGCCUGGAGUCGCCGCCGCCGCCGCCUGCGACCUGCGGCGACGGCGCCGGCGACUGCGACGGUCCGUUCCCUGACUUGCAGCCUUUCAACCCGGAAGCCUUUGUAAAGCAUGGCAGGAGCGUAUAG